This is a messenger RNA of Hyla sarda, 834 nucleotides long. RefSeq names its product homeobox protein siamois-like. The transcript is spliced from 3 exons. Gene Ontology annotation, molecular function: DNA binding. Lineage: Eukaryota; Metazoa; Chordata; Amphibia; Anura; Hylidae. The record is from RefSeq and is a predicted model, not a curated record. The coding region runs from base 1 to 834 and encodes 277 amino acids.
AUGGGUGAAAGGAUCAAAGAUGGUGGUGCCUCCCCAAUAUUACAAAAUCAUCAAAAAGUGAUUCUUCCUUUUGUCUGCCAAUAUGCAUGGGCCCUGGCUAUAAAGGUUUCCGCAAAAAUACUGAACUCAUUUCUCCAAGAGCAGUGGAAGAGCCAAGUCAUGGAUACUGAGCUAGACCAGGUCCUCUACACUAUCCUCUCUCUGGAAGAAGACUAUCCAGCAUUGUCUCCGCCCCUGAGGAGCCAGGAACAUCUGACAAGUAACUUAUUUACUUUUAGUGAAUUUAUUUCACAGAAAGAGACGCAGGAGAAGCUUCAUAACUCCACUAUUCUACAACAGACAGUAUGUGAAUUAUAUUCUAUUUUAGGAAUCUGUGAUGAUUCCCAAACUGGGAAGUACAUGGGACAGAGCAUAAGAGACAGGACAAUUCCUAAGACUAACAAUGAAAACCAAAUUAAGAAGCCACUCAAAAGAAAAAGUUCUGAUGAUGGCCAAUAUGGAUGUAAGAAGCCCAAAAUAGUGAUUGAUAACUUUCAGGCAGUAUCUUCCAGUGCUCGAUCCAGAAAGAAAACCGUCUACAGCAGUGAGCAGAUCAAGUUUCUUCAGAACCAGUUUGACUGUAAUCCUUAUCCAGAUUUUGUGAAAAGAUGUCGUAUUUCUCAGAUCACGGGAAUCCCCGAACCAAGGAUACAGGUUUGGUUCCAGAACAGAAGAGCAAGAUACCUUCCAAGAAGCAGCCAAAUCCCGGAAAAGAAGAAAUCUACAACACAAAUCCCUCCUUGUGGUCGUGAGAAGCUUCCGUUCACCUCCCACGAGGACAUAUGGCUAUUCUGA